GUAUAAAUAAAUGCAGCUUUCCCACAGCUACUGCAUACGAGCUCUGACGUGCUUUUAAGAUAUAAUGGCAGCAUGCUCUUAAUAGCAGGGAGGGGAUUAUUUAUCAGAGUGGCAAAGGAACUGAGAGGCAAGUCCUUCUGCAGUCCUACGAAGUGCACAGCUGUCAGACACACGGAGAAGAGAAAGGGUGUGUGAGAGGAAUCUGCCUCUGCUUCUGAUUGCGAGCUGCAGUGGUUGUGACAUGAUUCUUGGGAGCGCUGGAGUGUGAGUGAAGCUAUUGAAAAGUCGAACAGCUGGGACUGAAUACUGCUCUCCUUUCAAGUAAUUACAGAAGAGUGUUGCAGUUUCUGACUCAGAGGGAAGCUUCAUUCCAAGGCUUCUGGCCAUGCUGGAGUUCCAGCUCUUGCAGCUGUAUGAAGCGAGUUGUGGGGACUGCAUGGUUGCAGGCAGAGGGGACAACUGAUGAGAGAAUGGGCUCCGCGGGGAAGCCUAGCCCUGAUACCAUGACAGCUGACAAGUCAGAAGCUGGAGACUUAGCUCUGGAGCCCCUGCUCACUUGCAAGCUAUGUCUCUGUGAAUAUUCCCUGGAUAAGAUGACCACUCUUCAGGAAUGCCGCUGCAUCUUUUGUACAUCGUGCCUGAAACAGUACAUGCAGCUGGCCAUUCAAGAAGGUUGCGGUUCUCCCAUCACUUGUCCAGACAUGCUCUGUGUGAACCAUGGGACCCUACAAGAAGCCGAGAUUGCCUGUUUGGUACCAGUUGACCAGUUUCAGCUAUUCAAGAGGCUGAAAUUUGAACGUGAAGUCCAUUUGGACCCUCAGAGAACAUGGUGUCCUGCAGCAGACUGCCAAACGGUGUGCUGCAUUGGACCAAAUGAGUCAGGAGUGCCGGUGCCGGUGGAGUGCCCAGCCUGUCACAUGAUGUUCUGCUCCUCUUGUAAGGAGGCAUGGCACCCACAGCGCCUGUGCCCAGAAAACCAAGCUCUGGUAACAACGGAGCAGGGAUCACUUAUCGGAACAGAGACAGAAGCUCCAAUUAAGCAGUGCCCAGUUUGUCGGAUCUAUAUUGAGAGAAACGAGGGCUGUGCUCAGAUGAUGUGCAAGAACUGCAAGCACACAUUCUGCUGGUACUGCCUACAGAACUUGGAUAAUGACAUCUUCUUAAGGCAUUACGACAAAGGCCCUUGCAGAAACAAGCUAGGCCACUCGCGUGCUUCAGUGAUGUGGAACAGAACGCAGGUUGUAGGGAUCCUCGUUGGACUAGGUAUCAUAGCAUUGGUGACCUCUCCCUUGCUGCUUGUGGCAUCUCCAUGCAUCAUCUGCUGCAUUUGCAAAUCUUGCCGAAGCAAAAAGAAAAAGCACAGCCUACCUACAACCUAAAAGUCUGUGUCUGUUUAAGCUUGUAUCUGUACAGUAUACAUUUGUGAGAAAGCACAACGGUUGGAUUUUGGUGCCAUACCUAUCAAAUAGUGCUCCCCUUUUUUCCUUUUUUUUUUAAUUUUUUUGCCAAUUUUUGGGAUAAGUGCCUAUUCUCUACAGGCUACUCUAUCAAUAACAAGUCACGGAGUGGGAAAAGUCUAGAUAAUUGUACAGUACAUAUGGCAUAGGUUUUGCUUUCUAAAAGAAAAACGUAACACAGCUCAGUAGUUCGUACGCUCAAGUAUGAGCCACCUCUUGAGACUGCUAGAACUUUACCAUCUUCUGUCAGCCACACACGAGUCAAUUCUGCAGUAUUAAUCUGCUUUUGCAGGCCCAACUGUUACUGUCAUGCUUUCCGUUGGUUCUUGGUGAAAGUCAGCUCAUGCCAUUAGAGGUAACAAACUGUUAAAAAAAAUGUGUUUGACAGUUUUCUGUCAACUGGCAACCAUGGCAUUUCUUUCAGCACUGAAAUCAGUGGGUUUUAUAUUACUGAUUCCAAUGACAAUUAAAAACCAACAAAACUAUUUCGAAGACAGAGCUGUCUUUUAAGAGACUGGACUGGCUUGAGAAAGCUGUAUUUAUUUCAGAUCAGACAUGCCGUAUCUACUUUGAAAUAUUAGGAGUAUGUAUAUUCCCCUGCCAUUGGGCAUACUUUCAUCAGUAAUGUGUGUAUAAACUCACCAUGAAUCUAAUAAUUUAGGAAAGGCAGUGAUACAGCUCCUAUUCUGUGCAGUACUGGGAUAUUGGUUGUGUGUGUAUGCAGCGACUCGUGUCUGUGGACGUACCCAGUGCAUAAUGCACGAUUUAUUUUCUAGGUAGUCAGUAUAUUUUUUCAACAGCUUACAUGGGAUAGCAGCAAGAACCCUGCAACGUUACUCAGAUCAGGAUAAGCAAAACCUUCUGGACCUGCUGAUGUAAAUACUUGAGAAAUGCUGUGUAACUAUCAAUCCACAGCUGGAUAUUUCUUCUGUCCUGCUCAAGGUUAACAAACUGUUACAUAUCAUUUUUAGUUAUUCUGGAUCUGUCAUUUAAUACAGCCUUCGUUUUCAUUUGGUGCCUCACUGUCAAACGGAUUCAGACCCUGCUAUCAGUUACACCUAUAUAAAUUCACUGAAACCUCCCUGAAGAGCUGAAGUUACUUUAGGCUCACUCAGGAGUAGCUGAGAUCAGACUCUUCUCCCCCGAGUUUAUUUCCUUAAUGGCUGGUGCUCCUCAUAACCUUGGCCAGCGGCGGCUUUUGUUCUGGGCUCCCAGUGCAUUAUAUAUCUGUGGGAACUGAUACGAGUUUGCACUAUGUAAUCAGUUGUAAUUCCAAACCCCUUGUGAUAAGGGCUGCAAUAUGUAAAUGAGAUGCUCGGCCUGGGCAUUGUCUCAGGCUUUUCCUCCUCUUGUCUACCCUCCUGCAUGCACACGGUGCAAGGCACCAGAAGAAUGUUGCGAAGAGCAUCUCUUCUGUUGCAUUUGGCUGAACCUCAGGAACUUUGCCUUCUUGGCAGUCGUAAAUGUGACCUUUCUUUGUUUAACGUCGCCCUCUGGUUCCUGUAACAGAAGCGGUAGAUGUUCUUAUUUUAAGAAAGUGCAGUCUGUUGAGCAGACUAGCAUGGACAAAGGCCUUAAAUGAUACUGUCUGUUUUACUUUUGCAUUGAUUUAUUUUGUAAAUGCUAUCUGAUUUUGUUACCAGUGGCGGUGCUCACCAGUUGGAAAGGCUGCAUUUAUUCUCCAUCCGUAGCCUCUAAAGGAAGCAGAAAAAUAGUCAGUACAUUUUAAAUGUAAAGUGCAAUGCAGGCAACUACGAUUUAUAAUAAGUGGAGAAUGUUUUCUGUAUGUGUCUUUUUUUUUUUUUUUUCUUAAAGAAUAGUAAUGGUUGUGCUUGGGGGCAGUUAUGGCAUAUUAGUCUCCAGCCCUUGGCUUUGCACUAUUUUUCUACCGAUAUUUUUAUGGCACUACUGUCAUUUUCAGCUUAUUUAUGAACUUGCAGUUAAGAGUCUUAAUAUAAGAAAGCCUGAAGAACAAAGGUAUAAGAGCUGUGCAGUCUCACUGACCAUAGCCAGCAUUGUGACGUACUGAUAACCUUUGCAUGUUGAACUUUGUUGUUUUUUCAUGUUUUGUGAUCAUAUUUCUGCUAGCCAGUUUCUUUGCUUUGCCUGCUUCCCCUUUCCCUUCCAGGUGCUCAAUGGAAUGAAUGUUUCUCCUCAUUUUUCAUUAAUACUGCCAUGUUAAUGAAAUUGCCAAGUUCUUCCCUCUGUUAAAGGAAUGCAACUGAAGGCAGUAUCUUGCCAGGAAAACACAAUUAGACAUAAGUUGGCUGUUUACCGUUCCACCUCUUUUAGCUCUUUAAAAACUGUCUGAAGGUAAUGCAGCUCUGUCCAUAGAAUGGAAAUUUGUUUUAAUGAUUUAUAGGACAAUAUUUUGUAAAAGCAGCACACAGAUGCAUAGCUAUACAGUCUAGGAAAGCAAGACUUUUCUGUUUAUUUUUAUUAACUUCUCAAUCUGAGCGCAGGGUAACAUCUUUCAGGGACUCAUACUAAAGAGCAGAGGUAAAAUGUGCCUUUUCCACAUUCAUUUUUUAUUGCUUGUGCCAGUUUAUAUGUCUAGUGAGGUUACCAAAAGAAAUUCAGUAUCCAGGUGUUAGGGCAACCUAAGAGCCAGGAUACAAAUCCAGGCACCAAAGUAGCAGAUCGAUAGCAAUGGCCAGACUUCAGCAAAAAGCCACAAAAACUAGAUAAAGAAACACGAACUACAGGUGCACCUUCCUUUGGCUGUGUAGAUGGAACAAACUGACAAAGAACAAAGCUCUAGAAAUACUUCAGAGCUUGAGCUAGAAAUCUUAGGAGGAUUAUUUUACUUAAAAGGCUUUGCACAGUGCACUGCGUAUCCUCACUUUUCAUUGCAUAGGGAUUCCUGAGUAUGUGCGUUAAGUAGACAGUGACCUUGCUAGCUUAUAAGGACACGCUGACUCAGCUGUGCAGAAGUUCUGGGAGGAGUAGGGCCCUUUCCCUUGUUUUCCAGUAGACAAAUAUUUUGCACAAACUCAUCACACUUACAAGGUUUCCAAAGAACUAUGUUAGCAAGAGACUUUUUUACAGUGUUUGUUUCUUUCUUUCUUUCAAAAAACAAAAAUUAUAAGAGAAAUCAUAGCAUUGUAGAAUGGUUUUUGUUGGAGGGGACCUUAAAGAUCAUCUAGUUCCAACCCCUCUACCACAGGCAGGAUUAUCAGCCACCAGCUCAGGCUGCCGAGGACCCAUCCAACCUGGUCUUGAAUGCCUCGAGGGAUGGGGUACCCACAGCUUCUCUGGGCAGCCUAUGCCAGUGCCUCACCACCCUCUGAGUGAAGAAUUUAUUCCUAACAUCUAACCUAAAUCUCCCCUCUUUAAGUUAAAAGAUAGUCCUCUUUGUUUUAUUGCUGUCGAACCAUGUAAAAAAGUUGGUCCCGCUCCUGCUUGUAAGCUUCCUCCAAGUACUGGAAAGCUGCAGUGAUGUCUCCCUGGAGCCUUCUCUUCUCCAAGCUAAACAAGCAUAACUCUUUUAACCUUUCUUCAUAGGAGAGGUAGUAGUGUGGUCCCCUCAGAUCAUCUUCAUGGUCCUCCUCUGGGCUUGCUCCAACAGCUCCGUGUCUUUCUUGUGCUGGGAGCCUCAGGCCUGGACACAGUACUCCAGAUGGGGCCUCACAAGGGCCAAGUAGAGGCAGGGCAGUCACCUCCCUCUCCCUUCUUCCACCACUCUUUUGAUGCAGCCCAGGAUGCAGCUGGCCUUCCGAGCUGCAAGAGCACACUGCUGGCUCAUGUCCACCUUUGUGACGUUUCCCCUUUUCUGGUCACCAGGGACUUUGCGUGACAGCCACAAUUUUUCAGAUAUAUAUGGAGAUCGACUUGGCAACCACACCAGCCACUUCCUUCAGAACCCUGGGAUGCAUGUCAUCAGGCCCCAUUGAUUUGUACACAUUCCGUCUCAUGAGAUGGUCUCAGACUUGCUCUGCUCUUAAGUUGGGAGUGAUUUUGCUCCUUUGAUCCCCACUUAGAAUUUCCCGGACACAAGAGGUGUGAGGAGCCUGACUGGCUGUGAAGACUGAGGCAAAGGACGCGUUAAGUACCUCAGCCUUUUCUGUGUCUGAGGAGGCCAAAAAUAAAAUAAAAUAAAGAAAUGAUCAUCAUUUUAUAAGAAACUUCUUGCAAACAUGGCAAAUAGUAACUAAAAAUUUUGGAUAGAGGAGGAAGGACUCUAGCUCCUUUUGGCUCUGCUAAAUCAAUGUAAGUCCACCCUCUUGAACUCUUUCUAUGAGAUGUGGUGCAUGUUACUGCCAGCCUUCCAACUUGCUACCUUUACCAUCCAUCCUUCUUCCUUCUGGCUUAGAGCUGGUGUGUGGGUAGCACAUGGGGGAGAGAGCUCAGAGCUGGGUGCUGUGUAGGAGCUGGGAUCUAUGGCAUGUGUGCAGCCUGGCCUGGCUCCAUCACCUAAAGCAAAUGCUUCUCAUGCUAUAGCAUAAGCACUUCUCUGCACUGGUUGUUAUAUUAUCAUAGAGCGAUGGGAGAUGGUCAAUGCAGACAUUCAGUAGCUGAUUCUUUUUCAAUGGUGCAUGGGAUUACUUAAAUCUAAGAAGAACAUGAGGAGUUACAGUAACUGGUGUUUGUACAGUGUUUUUGUGAUGCUAAGUGCUAGGCACUGUUACCUGUCCAGUAACAUAGCACAGAGUCCAAAGAAAAGUUUAAAAUAUACAUAAUUUUUACUUGAGUAAACUAAGAGAAACUGGAUACUAUCCUCUUUAUUUGCUUGCAGAUAUGCAAGUGGACAGCAGUCAACUCCAUUUCCCCAAAUUAACAGCAAAAUAAACUUCUGGCUGCUCUGUUCCAUGGUACUGCAGCAGGCAGUUGUGUUGCAGUGCCUGCUGCUUUAAAGGUCUGAAAUCUGUUUUGCACUGUGUUUUCCUUUUCACAGUCACUUUUUUCUUCCUCAGAGCAGAUUCCCUUUAAGAUCCUAUUUCUCAUCCCCUGUCUUGGGCCAAAGAUUUUUAGAGUGAAAAUAGUAGAUUUCUUUACGUGAGAAGAUAAUUCUUCUGACAGUUUUCUCAGAGAUUUUGUUAAGAAAUUGGAUGCUGAGGUAAUGACCAAAGAUAGAAAAUUCCAGCUUGGCUUGUUUAGAAAAACUCAUUUAAACUGGAGAGGUUGUCUUGGAAUACAUAAAUAAGAACUUCUUUGUUACAGCCCUACAACUUUUAAGCCUCAUGUUUCUAGGAAAUACGCUGUGGAAAAAAAAAUCACAGCCUAUAUACAUGUUUUGAUUAUAUAUAUCAGACAUGAUUCUCUUGUAGGCAUUCAGCACCCCUCCCCAUCCCCCUAGAAUCUUCCUAGAGUAAACUUGUACAAUAAGAUCAUUUGAAAUAUACAAUAGAGCAUAUUAACAGCGUUCUAGCCAUACAGCAGUAGUAAGAUAUCUCUGACAUGUAGGAUCAGGCCCUUAUUUUUGUGGGUUGCAAUGAAAACGCAAAGACGUACCUUUCCUGGAAUGAUGAGAAUUGAUUCUUCUGCAGUCUGCCGAAAGGUGAACUUACUGCUAAGAUCAUGAAAACCUCCCGUCUCUUUUUCUCCUUUGUCCACUUGUUAGUUAAGCAAUGUAGUGAGAACCUCAUGCUUUCGCAGAACAGGAAUCCCAAAGGUCUGUUUGGUCGCUACGCUCAGGUAUGCAGAUCCAAUGCAUUUUUGAAGAUUCAUUAUUUAUGUAACGCAUACAUAAUUUAUAUUUUGUAAUUAUAAAAUACAGAUUUUGAGGGGUAGGAUGCAUUUUACCAUAUGAUACAUGUAUUUUAGUUGCAUUCAGAUUGGAAAUCUUUCGUCUUCUUCCCAGGGAGAAGGUUGUUGUGUUCCUGGCAAGGUAAAUUCCCAUAGUUUGUUGCAGUCCACAGUAAAUGUUUUGUGCUAUCUUUUACUUGUGCUUUGUUAUGUCUUGUUAUGAUCUCUCAAGUUAGUUCUCUGUAUCAAGCAAAUACUAUGCUUAGGGAAAGUGUUUUCCUAGCAAUGCAUUUUAGUGACUGCCACAAUUUGGACUAUACAAGAUGAUGAUGGUUGACAAGAUCUGCCAGCUUUUUAGAGGACGUGACCUCAUUCUUUCCCUUUCUCUUACCCCUUCGGCCCAAGGAGGUUUCUCUUUUCCUAGCUGAGAAUUAGGGACUUCUAUCAUUAGUCUGUGCCUUCUGGAUGUCCAGGCUGGAGCAGCUGCUUCUGGUGGCUUCGUGCUGGGAGAUACCAGGCAGGUUGAAUGUGCGGUGCUGCAGGGUAUGUGCAGUAAGUUUCCUACAUUUCAGGAGGGCGCCUGGUGCCUUACAGCUUGCUGGGACACGUGCAGCAGAUGUGGUUGGUGUUGGUGGAAGAGGGACUUUGUCCAAGUGGCUUCAGGAGUGCCACCAGCUGUAGGGCGACCAGCUGCAGGACACGUGUAGUGCUGAGCCUCUGCGGCACUGCAGCUGUGAUGCUGGGCCACGUCACCGUGUGUGUGUGUCUCCUGGAGUGCUGUCAGGGCCACCAUCAUCUCUACCUAACCCCACACCGCCCAGAUUCCACAGCAAACCUCUGUUCCUUCAGCUUUGCAGUAUCUACUACUUGCCUAUUACUGUUUCAGAGAAACCUCAGUUCAGAUGAGUUACUUGGGGCUGUUCUGCUCUAGGCAUUCAUUUUACCUAAGGUCUAGAAAGAAAAGCAAACUGCUAUAUACCCUGCUGAUACCAACAUCAGGGGCACCAAGCGUCAGCUUGUGAGAACUCUUCGUCUGCCACAGCAUUGCGUAUUUUUGAGGAAACAAAAAUAAGUGCUUUUUUUGUUUUGUUUUGUACUUUGAGGUGUCUGAGCCCAGCACCAAGACGUGGUCCUGAGUGCAACCUGGACUGGCAGCAUUCACAGACCCUGCUGGGUGGCAGCGCUGGGCUCAGCCCAGCCGUGGUCUCGCAGCCCUUGCUGGCAGGAGCAGGACCCAGGGCUCUUAUUGCUGUGCUGGGCAGAUGGUGUGGAAAGGAAUGAUUUCAUUGCAACAGGAGGAAGCAAGUCCCUCUGCAGAGGGCCAGCCCUUGCUGUUGAGGGACUUGUCUCCUGUGCUGUGCUGCACAAGGGUGAGAUCCUCUUCAGUGUCUAGAGGUCGUUUACCUGGUACUUGGUUAAGCUUACGUUUUAUUUAUCUGGGUUUCUUCCUUUCUUCCAGGUAAUACACUUUCUUCACCACUCUUAUCCUGGUGAAGGGCAAAAGGGUUUGAUCUUUGUAAGAUUUGUUACAAUAUUUUUGUGUUUAUAAGAAAACUGAUGUAUAAAGAAACAAGCGCUUUUGUAAGAUUUUGGUUGUAUGAUUCAGCAUUUAAACAUCUUACAGAUGCAAUUUUUUGCACUCUUUCCGCAUACAUUCAUAAAAGUAUAUAUUAUAUUUAUUUUCUGUCUUUGAAGUUUACUUUGUUGUUGUUUUUUCUUCUAAUGUUAAAAAAUGCAACAUGUGCGACAUUAAAUAAUAGUGAAAAACA
Gallus gallus (chicken) is the source of this 8911-nucleotide messenger RNA. RefSeq names its product ring finger protein 144B (gene RNF144B). The record is from RefSeq and is a predicted model, not a curated record. The transcript has 9 exons. NCBI's taxonomy places the organism in Eukaryota, Metazoa, Chordata, Aves, Galliformes, Phasianidae. Gene Ontology annotation, biological process: ubiquitin-dependent protein catabolic process; positive regulation of proteasomal ubiquitin-dependent protein catabolic process; protein polyubiquitination. Gene Ontology annotation, cellular component: cytoplasm; ubiquitin ligase complex; mitochondrial membrane. Gene Ontology annotation, molecular function: zinc ion binding; ubiquitin protein ligase activity; ubiquitin conjugating enzyme binding. Bases 414 to 1379 code for a protein of 321 amino acids.